UCCUGCCAACCCAUCUGUCGUCGAUACCAUCACUUCACUUCAAUCACUCAAGAUGUCUUCAGCUGGCGAGCCUACCACCGAGAAGCUCUUCGCUUUCCCAGAGGAUCUCUCUCAACUCUCAGUCGACCAUGCUACGUUCUUGCGACUUCACCCAAAGUACCACCAAGUCGCGGUUGGCGCACUCGUGUUCCACAACGAUCGUCUACUCCUCGUCAAGCGAAGCGCUACCGAGAGAUCCUUCGCCAACUGCUGGGAGUUCCCGGGCGGAUCAGUCGAUCCUGAAGACAAGACCAUCUUUCACGCCGUCGCCCGCGAGCUCAUGGAAGAGGCCGGUCUCCGUGCCGUGUCCAUCCUCAACCAGGUUGGCGAGGGUGUUGAGUUUCAUUCGGGAUGGGGCAUGCGCAAGAAGAUGUGGCUGAAGCUGUCAUUCGAGGUUGAGGUGGCCGAGGGAAAGGAAAAGACAGAGAAGGACAUUCCUGUCAAGCUUGAUCCCAUCGAACAUCAGGCUUACCUGUGGGUCACCGAGGAUGACAUCAGACGCGGCGAAGUGGACGGGAUUCAGCUGCAGUUUGUUACGGCCGCGCAGACGGCUGUGAUGCUGGAGUGCUUCAGACAGAGGCGCGAAAGGGCCGGAUGAGCCGAUGAGCCGAUGAGCAUGGAGGCUACCUACGGAGGAUCAGGCUAGCGAUCAAGACAGGCGAUAGAUUUACCACGGGUACAAAGUGAUGAAUGAAAAGACA
Messenger RNA from Aplosporella prunicola CBS 121167, 740 nucleotides. RefSeq lists its product as uncharacterized. The transcript has a single exon. The coding region runs from base 53 to 637 and encodes 194 amino acids. NCBI's taxonomy places the organism in Eukaryota, Fungi, Ascomycota, Dothideomycetes, Botryosphaeriales, Aplosporellaceae. The record is from RefSeq and is a predicted model, not a curated record.